This is a messenger RNA of Fusarium mangiferae, 765 nucleotides long. RefSeq lists its product as uncharacterized. Bases 1 to 765 code for a protein of 254 amino acids. The transcript has 4 exons. Lineage: Eukaryota; Fungi; Ascomycota; Sordariomycetes; Hypocreales; Nectriaceae. The record is from RefSeq and is a predicted model, not a curated record.
AUGGCUCGAGGUCCUCGGACUGUCCCAUUAACCGACCCUCAAGGUCGUCGACUUCGAUGGCCGAUAGAUAUUUGGGACAUUCAUGUUUACUCAAGGGAUGCUGAAUCGGUCAUCUUUGUGCCUAGUUCCCGAUUCUGGGUCGAAAAUCAGGCCGACGACCUGGAUGCUUUGUGGCGAGAGGAUACAGAGGCUCUCGACUGCUUCAAAACUUCAUACGCUUAUAACAUGAUUGACCAGGAUCAUCCAAGAAUUGUACCUGUUAUCGGUCAAGAUGCAUGGACGGGCCUUCCUAUCCUCAAGAAGCCGUCGUAUAGCUCACUUUGGACGUUUAUCCAGAACUAUGGCUCUCAGAAUUUCCCCGGCUCUUUCUUCAGCGGCAUCGAGUUUUCGCCAGAAUACCUCCCUCUUUCGCGCUCAGUGCGAGUACCAACGCUCAAAACCGAUAUGUUCAUGUUUGGUAGAUUAGUUGAUCAGAUCAUGACCUCUGAACUACCAGGUGAUGGAAUGGGGAGAGAUUGGGGCGAAACUGAACGCUUGAUGACCGAGGAGGACUGGAUGCCUGAUCUUGAAGAUGUAUUCAUGCGAAGGAUUCUUCAUAAAUGCUGGAAGUUUGACUGUGAGGAUAUUGAAGAGCUUCAAAGUGAUGUACAUGCGUUUGUUGAAGGACAAGGGUGGAAUAUCAGAGGUGAUGAGCUUGAGGGUUUCGACGUUGAUAGUAUCCAUCGCCAACUCGAAGCCAAUUUUGUUCCGGAAGAUAAGGAGUAG